AUGUCGAAUUUAAUCAUUCCAUCUGUUAUCCUCUCAUCCCUGAAUAAUCCUGGCUACGUUACGGAGUUCAAAUACAUAAGAUCAGCAACAGCGGAAAUAGAAUGUUUGUCGGGAAUAAUCGAUCGAAACGUCAACGUGACGUCAUCUGACAUCAAAUGGACGCACAACAACCUUACUAUCAUGAUAUCUCAAUCUAACGCCUCGAGAUACACUUCAUAUCAAGAAUUUAGGAUAGAUGAUAAAAUGCUGGGAGAGUUUUUUGGAUACGCGUUUAUCCUGAAAAUUAGAAACGUCACCUUUAGUGAUUCCGGAAUUUACUCGUGUUCCUGGUCUGAAAAGGUUUCAAAUAAUAGUAACAUUGGCACUGGUGUUGGUAACAAGACCAAAUUAAUGGACCUCACUGUCGUCGAAAGUUGUCCAUCCGACGAGUGGAACUGCUUGAAUGGCCAAUGUAUAGAGACCGAUGGUAGAUGCAAUGGUUUCACUGAUUGUAUCGACAAGUCAGAUGAGCAACUAAUUAAUUGCGGAAAGCAGGGCGGGAAGUUUUAUUGUGGAUCUGGAGAAGAGAUAGAUGUGCAGAAAGUCUGUGAUGGCAUUUUUGAUUGCACAGAUGCCAGUGAUGAGAAAAAGUGCAAUAAUGGCGAGCCAUGCCUAGCUACGCAAUUCAAAUGCAGUUCUGGAACCUGCCUGAGUGCCAACGUUAAAUGCGACGGUCAGAAAAAUUGCUUGGACGGAAGUGACGAACUGUCGUGUCCCGGGAAAGAAUGCAAAAACUUUGAAUUCAAGUGUUCCAAUGGUAUCACUUGCAUCAACGUCACCCUGAGGUGUGACGAUAACGACGAUUGUGGUGAUUACUCUGACGAAAUGAAUUGCGCGUCAAACGGUCAGUGCCUUCCACACACAUUCAAAUGUGUCUCGUCCAAUUACUGCCUGCCCGACCGGCUAUACUGUGAUGGCAACGAUGAUUGCUUGGAUGGCUCGGAUGAAGCUUACUGCUGGACCGACGCAUCGAGGAAUUUUAGAAAAUUUAAAACUUCAGAUUCCGAGAACUGCGCGCCGAGCCAAUUUCAAUGCCCCGACAAUCAGAACUGUAUAGACAUUAAAUUGAAAUGUGACGGAGUCAAACAUUGCGCGGACGGGAGCGACGAAAAUAAGUGUUCAGUGGCGAACGCUACUGCUGCUACUACUACUACAGCUGCUAUUACUACUACAGAAGCUACUACUACAGCUGCUACUACUACUGCUACUGUUAUCAAUGAAAAUGAAGUAACAAGCGGCCAAUGCUUACCUGGCCAAUUGAAAUGUUCGUCUGAAGACAAGUGCGUUAAUGAGCUGAAUGCCUGCGAUGGUGUGGAGGAUUGCACGGAUGGAUCGGAUGAAAGAAACUGCACAGCUGUUGCUUGUCAAGGUGAUGAGUUUCGGUGUCAGAAUAUGCAGUGCAUAGAUCUGAAUGGCUUGUGUAAUCAGUUCUUCGACUGUUCCGAUAAUUCGGAUGAAUUUGACUGUCCUGACAUUAAUAACCACAUCAAUGCCACAUACGUUAAUGUAACGAAUAUUAAUGCGACCAGCAUCAAUGCAACCGGCAUCAAUGCGAUAGACAUUUAUGCGGCCAACAUUAAUGCAACUAACAUUAAUGCAGUCAACAUCAAGGCAGCCAACAUUACUGCAGCCAACAUCACCGCGACCAAAAUUUAUGUAGUCAACGUUUAUGCAGGCAACAUUUCUGCAGAAAACAUCACGGUGGCCUACAUAACUGCAAGCAACAUCUAUGCGACCGUUCUUAGUGCAGUCAACAUCAAUGCAACCAACAUCACUGCAACCAACAUCACUGCAACCAACAUCGCCGCAACCAACAUCAUCGUAGCCAACAUUCAUGCAGCUAACAUAACUGCAGCCAACGUGUAUGCAACCAACAUUUAUGCAGCCAACAUCACAGCAGCUAACAUUUCUGCAGCUAAUCUCAUGGCAGCCAACGUCACUGCAGCUAACAUCACUGCAGCUAGCCUCUAUGUAGCCAACGUUACAGCAACCAACAUCACGGCGACCAACAUAACUGCUAACAACAUUUAUGCAGUCAACCUGACCGCAGCCAACAUAAUUGCAGACAACAUUUACGCAAACAGCAUCGCUGCAGCCAACAUCACGGCAGCCAGAGUCUAUGCAACCGACAUCAAUGUAGCCAACAUCACUGCAUAUAUUGUUUAUGCAGCCAGUAUUAUGGCUGCUAACGUCAAUGCAGCCAACAUUUAUGCAGCCAACAUCACUGCAGCCAACAUCACUUCAGCCAACAUAACUACAACCAACAUAACUGCAGCCCGUGUUUAUGCAGCCAACAUCAUCGCAACCAAUAUCACUGCAGCUAACAUUUAUGCAGCCAACAUCGCUGCAGCCAGCAUUUAUGCGGCCAACCUCAAUGCAACAAACACCACGGCAGCCAACAUUUAUGCAGAAAAUGUUACUGCAGCCAACAUCGCCGCAACCAACAUCAUCGUAGCCAACAUUCAUGCAGCUAACAUAACUGCAACCAGCUUGUAUGCAACCAACAUUUAUGCAGCCAACAUCACAGCAGCUAACAUUUCUGCAGCCAACCUCGCUGCAGCCAACGUCACUGCAGUCAACAUUUUAGCAACCGACAUCAAUGCGGCCAACAUUUAUGCUGCCAACAUCUAUGCAGUCAACAUAACUGCAACUAACAUUUAUGCAACCAACAUCACUGCAACCAACAUCAAUGCAACCAACAUCAUUGCAACCAACAUCACUGCGACCAACAUCACUGCAACCAACAUCAUUGCGACCAACAUCACUGCAACCAACAUCACUGCAACCACCAUCAUUGCGACCAACAUCACUGCAACCAGCAUCACCGCAACCAGCAUCACUGCAACAAAUAUUUUCGCAAAAUAUAUCAACUCAACGUAUGUCUUCGCAAAAUUCAUCAAUGCUUCAUACAUUUACGCCAAAUACAUCAACGCUACAUAUAUCUACAACGCUACUACAAAGACGAUUACUUCAACAACUGUUCAAUGGAAUUUAGCUCCAGUACAUGCUGACACGAAAUUAUUCCAGAUCAGUUUGAUUUUCAUAGCUCUGAUGAGAGUGUUCAAUUAA
Helobdella robusta is the source of this 3108-nucleotide messenger RNA. RefSeq lists its product as hypothetical. Gene Ontology annotation, cellular component: plasma membrane. The record is from RefSeq and is a predicted model, not a curated record. The coding region runs from base 1 to 3108 and encodes 1035 amino acids. Gene Ontology annotation, molecular function: protein binding. The transcript is spliced from 11 exons. Lineage: Eukaryota; Metazoa; Annelida; Clitellata; Rhynchobdellida; Glossiphoniidae.